This is a messenger RNA of Marmota monax (woodchuck), 514 nucleotides long. It is a transcript of the gene S100g, whose product is annotated as S100 calcium binding protein G. Gene Ontology annotation, cellular component: cytoplasm. The record is from RefSeq and is a predicted model, not a curated record. Bases 122 to 361 code for a protein of 79 amino acids. Lineage: Eukaryota; Metazoa; Chordata; Mammalia; Rodentia; Sciuridae. The transcript has 3 exons. Gene Ontology annotation, molecular function: calcium ion binding; transition metal ion binding.
GGAAAAUUUCAUAAUCAGGGUGGUGUGUCUUUAAAGACUAUAAAAGUCACAGGAUCCUUCCCAACUCUUCACGCAUCUCUGAUUCUUCCAGCAGCUGCAGUCAGGCGACCAGGACUCCAAAAUGAGUUGUAAAAAGUCUCCCGAAGAACUAAAGAGCAUUUUUGAAAAAUAUGCAGCCAAAGAAGGUGAUCCGGACCAACUGUCGAAGGAUGAACUGAAGCUAUUGAUUCAGACUGAAUUCCCUACUCUGCUCAAAGGUUCAAGCACUAUCGACGACCUCUUUAAAGAGCUGGACAAGAAUGGAGAUGGAGAAGUUAGUUUCGAAGAAUUCCAAGUGUUAGUAAAAAAGAUAUCCCAAUGAAGGAGCAAACAAAACAGCAUCCUGAGCCCUGAACGAAGAGCACCUGGUUCUAACUCACAUGGAAUCCUCAGAUUUCCGGUUGAAUUCUUCACAAUUAUAAUGAUCUGGCUGUGAGAUCCACUUAUUGUCAAUAAAGAAAUUCUUAGACAUGUC